This is a messenger RNA of Didymosphaeria variabile, 369 nucleotides long. RefSeq lists its product as uncharacterized. The record is from RefSeq and is a predicted model, not a curated record. The transcript has 2 exons. Lineage: Eukaryota; Fungi; Ascomycota; Dothideomycetes; Pleosporales; Didymosphaeriaceae. The coding region runs from base 1 to 369 and encodes 122 amino acids.
AUGUCCCCUGGAACAUUCGAGAUUAAAAAAUAUGACAAGCAGAGUCUCGACAGGCAGAUCUCCUCGGACGACGACCUCGCUGAUCCGGAACGUGCUGCGGAGUGGUUUACCCAGUUGGUUGACGACGAGCGGCUUCCCGAUCAGUUCGACUUCGCGCUGAAGAUGGAGUACUGGAUUGUAUUGAAUCCUGGUAGGUCCUUUGGGUUUCAUAACGAUACGGAUGAGAUUGAGAUGCUGUGUGUUAGAGCGUGUGUUCCAGAGCCGGACGGGAUUACGGAAGAUGAGAAAAGGGGGAAGGUGGUCUUCGAGGCAUCGGGUAGUGGAGUGGGAGAAAUGGGCAAGGUGGAAGUGUUUUUGGAGGUUCCAUGA